Lepus europaeus (European hare) is the source of this 1275-nucleotide messenger RNA. It is a transcript of the gene SHISA9, whose product is annotated as shisa family member 9. Lineage: Eukaryota; Metazoa; Chordata; Mammalia; Lagomorpha; Leporidae. The transcript is spliced from 5 exons. Gene Ontology annotation, cellular component: postsynaptic membrane; dendritic spine membrane; AMPA glutamate receptor complex. The record is from RefSeq and is a predicted model, not a curated record. Gene Ontology annotation, biological process: regulation of AMPA receptor activity; regulation of short-term neuronal synaptic plasticity. Bases 1 to 1275 code for a protein of 424 amino acids.
AUGCGCCGCGUCCUCCGGCUGCUGCUCGGCUGCUUCCUCACCGAGCUGUGCGCCCGCGUGUGCCGGGCGCAGGAGCGAGCGGGGCACGGGCAGCUGGCGCAACUGGGCGGCGUGCUGGUGCUGACGGGGGGCAACCGCUCCGGGGCCGCCUCGGGAGAGGCCGGCGAGGGCGCGGGGGUCUCGGACGCGCCCCCGACCCGGGCGCCCACGCCGGACUUCUGCCGCGGCUACUUCGAUGUCAUGGGCCAGUGGGACCCGCCGUUCAACUGCAGCUCGGGCGACUUCAUCUUCUGCUGCGGGACUUGUGGCUUCCGGUUCUGCUGCACGUUUAAGAAGCGGCGGCUGAACCAGAGCACCUGCACCAACUACGACACGCCGCUCUGGCUCAACACCGGCAAGCCCCCGGCGCGCAAGGACGACCCCCUGCACGACCCCACCAAGGACAAGACCAACCUGAUCGUCUACAUCAUCUGCGGGGUGGUGGCUGUCAUGGUGCUGGUGGGCAUCUUCACCAAACUGGGGCUGGAGAAGGCGCACCGGCCCCAGAGGGAGCACAUGUCCAGGGCCCUUGCAGAUGUCAUGAGACCACAGGGGCACUGCAACACUGACCACAUGGAGAGAGACCUUAACAUUGUUGUCCACGUCCAGCACUACGAGAACAUGGAUACGAGAACCCCCAUAAAUAAUCUACACACCACGCAGAUGAACAACGCCGUGCCCACCUCCCCUCUGCUCCAGCAGAUGGGCCACCCGCAUUCGUACCCCAACCUGGGACAGAUCUCCAAUCCCUACGAGCAGCAGCCACCGGGCAAAGAGCUCAACAAGUACGCCUCCUUAAAGGCAGUCGGGAGUUCUGAGGGUGACUGGACAGUGGCGACACUUAAGUCACCGAAAGCUGACAAAGUCAAUGACGACUUCUAUUCCAAGCGACGGCACCUGGCAGAGCUGGCCGCCAAGGGGAACCUCCCUCUGCACCCCGUGAGAGUGGAGGAUGAGCCUCGGGCCUUCAGCCCUGAGCACGGCCCCACCAAGCAGAAUGGACAGAAGUCCCGCACCAACAAGAUGCCCCCACACCCCCUGGCCUACAACGCCACCACCAACUUUAAGGGCUGGGACCCCAACGAGCAGUCUCUCCGGCGGCAGGCCUAUGGCAACAAGAGCAAGCUUGGCACGGCCGAGUCGGGCUCCAGCGACCCCUUGGGGACUCGCACCCAGCACUACCCACCCCCACAGCCAUACUUCAUCACCAACAGCAAAACAGAAGUGACUGUCUGA